Sciurus carolinensis (gray squirrel) is the source of this 2150-nucleotide messenger RNA. RefSeq names its product G protein-coupled receptor 3 (gene Gpr3). Bases 110 to 1102 code for a protein of 330 amino acids. Gene Ontology annotation, biological process: G protein-coupled receptor signaling pathway. Gene Ontology annotation, cellular component: membrane. Gene Ontology annotation, molecular function: G protein-coupled receptor activity. Lineage: Eukaryota; Metazoa; Chordata; Mammalia; Rodentia; Sciuridae. The transcript is spliced from 2 exons. The record is from RefSeq and is a predicted model, not a curated record.
GCUUCUCCCGCGGCCGCGGGGGCUUCUCGGGGUCCGCGCACACCUUGCGCUGCCAGGACCCAACCGGAGCCUCCCCGCGGCCCGGCCGCGCCCUGUCCUGAGCGGUACCAUGAUGUGGGGUGCAGGCGGCCCCUUGGCCUGGCUCUCAGCUGGCCCAGGCAACGUGAAUGUGAGCAGCGUGGGCCCCGCAGAAGGGCCCACAGGCCCAGCUGCACCACUGCCCUCACCCAAGGCCUGGGAUGUGGUGCUGUGCAUCUCAGGCACCCUGGUGUCCUGCGAGAACGCGCUGGUGGUGGCCAUCAUCGUGGGCACUCCUGCCUUUCGUGCCCCCAUGUUCCUGUUGGUGGGCAGCCUGGCUGUGGCAGACCUGCUGGCAGGCCUGGGCCUGGUCCUGCACUUCGCUGCUGUCUUCUGCAUAGGCUCGGAGGAGAUGAGCCUGGUGCUUGUUGGUGUGCUGGCAAUGGCCUUUACCGCCAGUAUUGGCAGCCUACUGGCCAUCACUGUCGACCGCUACCUUUCCCUGUACAAUGCCCUCACCUACUACUCAGAGACAACAGUGACUCGGACCUACGUGAUGCUGGCCUUGGUGUGGGGGGGUGCCCUGGGCCUGGGACUGUUGCCUGUGCUGGCCUGGAACUGCCUGGAUGGCCUGACCACGUGUGGUGUGGUAUAUCCACUCUCCAAGAACCAUCUGGUGGUCCUGGCUAUUGCCUUCUUCAUGGUGUUUGGCAUCAUGCUGCAGCUCUAUGCCCAGAUCUGCCGCAUCGUCUGCCGCCAUGCCCAGCAGAUCGCCCUUCAGCGGCACCUGCUGCCUGCCUCCCACUAUGUGGCUACCCGCAAGGGCAUCGCCACACUGGCUGUGGUGCUCGGCGCCUUUGCUGCCUGCUGGUUGCCCUUCACUGUCUACUGCCUGCUGGGUGAUGCCCGCUCCCCACCCCUCUACACCUAUCUCACCCUGCUCCCCGCCACCUACAACUCCAUGAUCAACCCCAUCAUCUACGCCUUCCGCAACCAGGACGUGCAGAAGGUGCUCUGGGCCAUUUGCUGCUGCUGUUCCUCUUCCAAGAUUCCUUUUCGAUCCCGCUCCCCCAGUGAUGUCUAGUUACAUCCUGGUGACCCCUGCAGCCCUGAUCACUACAAAAUUCCAGAAUGUUAGGUCCUCCAGGGCUUUGUUCCAAACCUCCAGCUCUACACCCCCAGACCCAGCUGGUUCUGGAGUUCUAGGACAUUGGGUGUUUCAGGAUUCUGUUCGAGAUGCCUGCAGUGGCCCAGCUGGCUCCAUGGUUCUAGAAUGUUCCAGGUGGUCAGGGUUCCUCUUAGAAAUGUCCCACAGCCCAGCUGACUUGCAGUUUCAGAAUGCUGGGCGUUUUACAGUGCCAUUCAAGUCCUUGAUCUUUCCCCUCCCCUGAACUUGCCCUUAGCCAUGUCACUUUACUUUUGAAUUUCUGAGCUCAAGAGUCAGAGAGUUUAGUCACUUAGUUGCCUAGAUAGGAGAAAGAUCUAUCUAUCUAUCUAUCUAUCUAUCUAUCUAUAUAUAUUGCACAUACAAAGAAAGUAUAUUACAUUAUUUAUUUAUUUAUUUAUAAGUUUAUUUAUGGGUGAUAAGGGGAAAAAAGGACCCAUACCUUGAAAUCUAGGCCAUACCAGGGUAUUCCCAAUCCCCACACCCCCAUUUCUGACCUCAGUUCCUGGAGGGGGGAAAUGGAGAAAGAGAAACCACGUAUUUUGUUAUUAUUUUUGCUUAUUUUUUAUCGAAGAGAUCAUAGAAACCAGAGCCUUCUCCCCAGGCCCGACACCCUCGGGUUUGCAGGAGGAACACACCAGCCUCUGGUUUUUUAUUUUUUUAAGAAGCCAUCACCUGAGCAACCGAUAAUUCCUCUGCGCUGGGGGCCGGCUUCCCUCUGGUGGCCAUUUGUGGGAACUGCAGCCCGACCAGGCAGCCGGUACCAGAAAAUGCAACCCCAACUCUACUCAGGCCUGGCAUCCAGCGCCACAGGCAUGGCCUGGGGGCCAGGUCUCAUCCUGAGGUGCCCUAGAGGAGGCGGGGCAAGAGCCAACACCCCACCCCUCUGCCAACUGGGAUAUGGCCCCCAGUGCAUUCCCUGUUCCUGUCCCCCUGACCCAACUCAUUAAAAAAUGAUUUUGUGAUA